This is a messenger RNA of Magnolia sinica, 3955 nucleotides long. RefSeq lists its product as uncharacterized. Lineage: Eukaryota; Viridiplantae; Streptophyta; Magnoliopsida; Magnoliales; Magnoliaceae. The record is from RefSeq and is a predicted model, not a curated record. The transcript has 28 exons. Bases 118 to 3645 code for a protein of 1175 amino acids.
CUGCGCACUUCCUUAUCCGUCACCCACUCUCCCUCGCUAAACUUCCCGAACCAGUAACCAUGCCUCUUCCUCAGCAUUCAUCCUCUUCGCAGUAUUUUUAGCUGUCAGAUCCUUUCAAUGGCAUCGUCAUCACCAGCACAAUCAUCUCCGUCCAUUAAGUCAUGGAGGACAGCGUUUCUGACCUUAAGAGACGAAACCCUAACACCUCCACCUCUCACUUCCGUUCCAAAUCUAAUCCGCAACAUCAUCUUCUCUCAUUCUGAAAUCUUCAUAUGCGCCGCACAAGAUUUGCCCCCUCACGAGGUGGCGUCGGAUGUGAUGUUUCUGGUGGAGAUAGUGGCAUCUAUUCCUGAAGGCGAGGAAGUAGUGGACACCUUUAUACACACCUGUCACCUGAUCCAUGGUAUUAGCUGCCGAGUCUGCCUGGAAAUGAAGUCUUCUUCUUGGACCACUUUGUUGGACUUUCUUGAAAAGAUGGUAGAAUGGUUUCUUUGCAGAGCUGAUACAAAGACAGUUUUAUCCGGGAAUGCUGCUAGAAUAAAAGCCGUAAGGGAGAUUUUAGAGACUAUCAGAAACUGCUCACAAUUAGAGAGCACAAAACUAGUCAAGCUCGUUCUCAAAAUUGUUUCAUGCUCGCAUGCUGAGCUGUUUUCCUCAUCUUAUUCAAUUGGCAAUCAACGGUAUGCUGCUGAUAAUGGAACCAGAACCCCCAAGUUUAACAAUUUGUGGGAGGUUCAGACCCUUGCUUUCGCCAUGAUAGGGGAUGCAUUUGCAAGAGUUGGGUCUUCUGUUUCAGGGGAUAUGUGGCGAUCUACACUUGAGGUUUUGAGGAAAGUGAUGGAUGUCUUGGCAUCAAAGGGCCUGCUUAUAGAAGAUAAUGUCAUGUCCAGGUUUUAUACCUCUCUUCUGCAUUGUCUCCAUUUGGUUCUCUCCAACCCAAAAGGUUCUAUAUCGGACCAUGUAGCAGGUUUUGUAGCAUCAUUGCAAAUAUUCUUCAUAUAUGGCCUAACUAAUAAAGGGCUUUUGCUUUUACCAAAUUCCAGCAGUAAAGAGAAGGAAGUUGUCUCUUUGAAUAUAAAUUCAAGACUGGAGGAAUCUAGCAGCACUGAUAAAGGUCCUUAUAGACCUCCACAUCUACGCAAAAGGGAAGGGAUGAGUACACAGCCAUUUAAAGCCUGGGAUUCUUGGAAAAGUCCAGAUCGUGAAUCUUCUGCGCCUGGUUUUGCAUCAUCAGAUUCAGAGCACAGUGAUAGCGAUGGAUCAGUAAAAGAUGCAGAUCGCUUUCGGUGCUCCAAGGCUAGGAUAUCUGCCAUUAUUUGCAUACAGGAUCUUUGUCAAGCUGAUCCUAAAUCGGUUAGUGCUCAUUGGAAGAUACUUUUGCCAACCAGUGAUGUGCUACAACCAAGGAAGUAUCAGGCAACUCUAAUGACAUGCUUGCUUUUUGAUCCCAUCUUAAAGACACGGAUUGCAGCUGCCUCAACUUUAGCUGCCAUGUUGGAUGGUCCUUCAUCCGUUUUUCUGCAAGUAGCUGAAUACAAAGAAUCCACAAAACGUGGACCGUUUACUACUCUUUCAAGCUCCCUCGGUGAAAUUCUAAUGCAGCUUCAUACAGGCUUACUACACUUGAUUCAUCAUGAAACACAUAGUGGAUUGUUGGCAUCCUCAUUCAAAGUUCUCAUGCUUCUGAUUGCUGCUACUCCAUAUGCUCGAAUGCCUGGAGAGCUGUUGCCUGCUGUUAUUUCUACUGUGCAGAUGAGGAUUUUAGAGGACUUGUCAUUUAAAACUGAACAGUCUAGUCUUCUGGCCACUGCUCUUAGUUGUUUGGUUGCUGCUCUGUCUACAUCGCCUCCCUCCACACGGGUGGCAGAAAUGCUUCAAGAAGGAACACCAAGAGGUGUUGCUGGAACCCAGGCAAAGUCAAACACACUUCAUGUUUUAUUUCAGUUUUCCCAACAAGCAAUACAUCCUGCUACAAGUUUUGAGGCUCUCCAGGCUCUAAGAGCAGUAUCACACAACUACCCAGGUAUAAUGUCUGCAUGCUGGGAGCAAGUUUCUGAUACUGUUUAUGCAUUGAUGCAAGUGGGCAGCCCUGCUUGUCCUAGCCAUGAAGUUCUAGCUUGGCCAUGGAAGGGAGAUACUGGAAAUACUUUUGGAUCAGUUGUAGAAAAAUGCAUUAUGGCUGCCGUUAAGGUUUUGGAUGAAUGCCUUCGCGCAUCAUCUGGAUUUAAAGGAACAGAUGACCUUUUAGAUGAUAAAGUACUGGACACCCCAUUUGCAUCUGAUUGUGCAAGAAGGGCAGAAGUGUCAUCAGCUCCAUUAUAUGUAUUAGAUGGUCCAGAAGUCUCAAAAGGCAACUCCGUGUCGCAUUCAUCAGGAAUCAAGCAGUGGUGCGAGGCUAUUGAGAAGCAUCUUCCUCUGACUUUAUUGCACACUGCUCCAAUGGUAAGGGCAGCAUCAGUUACUUGUUUUGCCGGGAUAACAUCUUCUGUUUUCUUUUCUCUCCCAAAGGAGAAACAGGACUUCGUACUUUAUUCUGCUAUCAGUGCAGCAUUGAAUGAUGAGAUUCCUUCUGUCAGGUCAGCUGCUUGUCGAGCCGUUGGGGUCAUUGCGUGUUUCCCACAAAUUUUUUGCAGUGCAGAGAUUCUGGAUGAGUUUAUCCGUGCUGUUGAGAUUAACACACAUGAUACCUUGGUCUCGGUGAGAAUAACGGCCUCCUGGGCUAUAGCAAAUAUAUGUGAUUCUAUUCGUCACAGUGCAAGCAAUUUGCCUUUGGAAAUGUUUUCUGCAGUAGCUCCAAAGUCUGGUAACAGCCCAGUAUCCCUUUUAGCUGAAUGCGCUCUGCGGUUAACAAAAGAUGGUGACAAGGUCAAGUCAAAUGCAGUGAGGGCUCUUGGGAAUCUUGCGAGAUUUGUCAGAUUUACAAGUCAACCUACUGUGUCAAAUGGGCUAAAGGAGGGAGAUUGCAAUUGGCUGGAGAGAAUGGUGCAAGCAUUUGUUUCUUGUGUAACAACUGGAAAUGUGAAGGUCCAGUGGAAUGUUUGUCAUGCUCUAGGCAACCUUUUCCUGAAUGAGACAUUGAGACUGCAAGAUAUGGCUUGGGCUCCUUCUGUUUACAGUAUUCUUCUACUUCUCCUUCGUGAUUCAACUAAUUUUAAGAUCAGAAUACAUGCUGCUAUUGCCUUGGCUGUGCCAACAUCAAGAAUUGAUUAUGGGGGCUCGUUCUCUGAUGUUGUUCAAGGUCUGGUGCAUAUACUGGAAAACCUUGGUUCAGAUCAAGUCUUCGCACCAUCAAGUUUCAAGUAUAGGGCCACACUCGAGAAGCAGUUAACAUCAACAACCUUGCACGUGCUCGGCCUGGCUUCAUCCCAGGAUCCACAGCCUCUGAAAGAGUUUCUUGUUAAAAAAGCAUCUUUCCUAGAGGAGUGGCUCAAGGCAUUAUGCUCGUCACUGGCCGAUGAAGUCUGCGAUCAGCCCAAGACGGAAGCUACUUCCACGGAGAAUCAGAGGGGUGGAUCCACAUCUUCCAUUCAGAAGAAAGCAAUGGUGUCCAAAGCAAUAAGAUCAUUACUUCAGGUCUACGAAAGCAGCAAUCACCACCAGAGCAUUGCACGGAGGUUUGAGAAAUUGGUUGACUGCUUAUCAUGAGUACUUGCCAUGGAUGCGAGCAUGGGCCCACCUAAUGAUCUGCAACCUGGGUCAAAUGGGUAUUUGAGAUUCCAUCCAUUUUCAGAGGCCUGUGGAGUAUUUCGGGAUUUUGAAUUUAAGCAUCGGUUGGGAAGGCAUGUCGGCUUUUUUUUUUUUGGUUGAUGGUGAUGUGCUUGUCAGGAAUGCCUACAGGUUGUUACAAAGGGCUUAUCUCAUAGUCUCUUGUAUUCUCUCUUGUAUAUGUGAAAGGAUUUUGCUUUCGGUUUGCUCGUCUUCACUGAAUUUUAUGCUUCCCUGUUUAUUUAUUUCA